GCCGACUGUCCAGGAGUGUUUGGUCGCCUGGCAACAGCAGGUGGCUGCUGAAGAACUUGACGUUGGCGAAAUUUACCAAACCUGAGUCCCGGCUCAUCCCGCGACCGAAAGUUGGGCAUAAAACAAUACCUAAACCUGCUUCUCAACAUGACAUCAGAACACAGCUAUUGCUGAGAGUUUGACUUAUAGCGAAAUCAUGGUUCGACUGACGUUGGAUCUAGUUGCCAAAAACAGCAACCUUAAACCAAGAAAAGAAGAAACCACUUUACAAUACCUGAAGAAAAUAACACACAUAAAUUUUUCAGACAGAAAUAUAGAUGGAAUUGAAGACCUCUCUCUUUGCAAAAAUCUCAGUGUUUUAUAUUUGUAUGAUAAUCGUAUUAGUCAAAUUACUAACUUGAAUUUUGCCACAAAUUUGACUCACCUGUACCUACAAAACAAUUGUAUUUCAUGUAUAGAGAACCUCGGAUCAUUAAAGAAAUUAGAAAAACUGUAUCUGGGAGGCAAUUCCAUUACUGUCAUAGAAGGUUUAGAAGGAUUAGAAGGACUAAGAGAACUUCAUGUUGAAAGUCAGAGGCUUCCCCUUGGAGAAAAGCUUCUGUUUGAUCCAAGAACUCUUCAUUCCCUGGCAAAAUCUCUCUCUAUAUUGAAUAUCAGCAACAAUAAUAUUGAUGACAUAAGAGACUUAGAAAUACUGGAGAAUAUUAAUCAGCUCAUCGCAGUUGACAACCAGCUUCUGCAUGUGAAGGAUUUGGAAUAUUUACUGACCAAGUUGAUGAAGUUGUGGAAAAUGGAUCUAAACGGAAAUCCUGUUUGUCUCCAACCAAAAUACAGAGACAGAUUGAUAUUGGUCUCCAAAUCACUGGAAUUUCUUGAUGGAAAAGAAAUUAAAAACAUGGAAAGACAAUUUCUAAUAAAUUGGAAAGCAUCCAAAGAUGCCAAGAAAAUCAGCAAAAAAAAGAAUAAUAAAAAAGAGGAUGCAAGUAACUCAUUUACAUGUAACUUUGAAACAAUGCAUCACAUAGUUCCUGUUUAUUACCCACAGGUGGGUAAGCCAAAAUUAGUCUUUUUCUCCGAUGCACAGAGAUAUCUUUCUAAUGAAAAUGCAUCUCCAGAAAGCUCCCAAGAUGAUUACCCUAAAAUUAUUGAAGAGGCCGGGAAUCUCUCUUUGAAGGAAUCUGAAAAAAUCUGAAAGGUUGUGACAAAAAAUAAUGUAUAUGAACCUGUCUCCAUAACCCAAAAGUAAAAGAAAAUUUGUCACAAAUGAGUCAUCUCAGCCUUAAGAAGUCUGAAACGUUUGAUUUUUUCACCCUUAUCGAACUAGGCAACAUCAUCUUUUAUGGUCUGUAUCUUUUAUGGUAUCUGUGUUCAUUAUAUGAGAAAAACCUUUAAGUUCUUGUUUGAUUUGCUUCUUCAGUCUGAAACAUUGCUUUCCAAUUGCUUUAUUCAUUACAUAUUAUUUACUGGGAAAAAUAAAGAUGUGCUAUUUCAUUCAUUAGAAAGUAAACUGUUUUCGAAUCAA
Phyllostomus hastatus (greater spear-nosed bat) is the source of this 1522-nucleotide messenger RNA. It is a transcript of the gene PPP1R42, whose product is annotated as protein phosphatase 1 regulatory subunit 42. The record is from RefSeq and is a predicted model, not a curated record. The coding region runs from base 197 to 1192 and encodes 331 amino acids. The transcript has 9 exons. NCBI's taxonomy places the organism in Eukaryota, Metazoa, Chordata, Mammalia, Chiroptera, Phyllostomidae. Gene Ontology annotation, molecular function: protein binding.